ACGUUUAGAUUAAAUGAGUUAGAGUCGACUCCAAGUCUUGUAAAACAUUUGGACGUUGGUUAAUGAAGGUGUUAAACUUAUUGUUAAAGUUUAAAACGAACUUUUUGUUGUAAUAAAUAUAUUUAAGGUAUCAUUAACCAACAUAAAACACUGUAGUUGAAGUUAUAUAGUUUGAUUUUUGGUAAGCUAGCUAGCCUUAGCUUCAUUAGCAGGUGCACAGACAGCUAGCAACCUAGCUAACGUUUGUAUACCGUUACAGUUAGUUAAAUCUUUACAUUUUUUACAUACAUUUUCACAAAUAAUAUUUCAAAUGAAUCUAGUACUAGGAUGGCUGAGAGCGGUACUGAGGCGAGAGGAGGAGAGUUCACAUCCUGGGCUGCAAGUCUAAAUGGAGAUGAAGAUGAACAUGAGGAAACCUCUGAGGUGUUGCUGAGCGUACUAGUACAUCACAACCAGGUCGGGCUCAGCUUUUACGACAGUAAAGAUUGCACCCUGCAUGUCAUGCCUGACACACUGGAUAACAGGGACCUUAGUCUGCUGGACAGAAUCAUACAGGAGCUCAGCCCUCGUGUCCUCAUCACCAGUGCAAAGCAGGAGGGAAGUCUGGCCCGGUUUAUCAGAGCACUCGGAUCAAAUCCAGACUACAGACCGGAAAUCGUAGUAUAUCCCAACGCUGAUUUUGGACAGGAGGUCAGUAAACAGAGGCUUUUGUCGGCUCAUCUCCCUUUUCUCCCUCCGUCCAUCACGGAGAAAGACCGCCUCCCGUAUCUCGGUUCCUGCAUCCCGUUCGACUCUGUGUUAAUGGUGAGAACUAUAGGAGCUCUCCUGAAGUGUCUGGACAGGAGGAGAGUCGGUGUUGAACUGGAAGAGAGCAGCAUGCCGGUUCCCAUAUUGCAGUUCCUCAUCUACACGCUAGCCGACGUGGUGUAUAUGGAUAAAGAUGCAUACAGCGUUCUCCAGAUCUUCAAAUUCGACCUGCACCCUUCAGUUUACAAGCUGCAGUCAGGACAGAAGGAGGGUCUCAGUCUUUACGGAAUUCUGAAUCGCUGCCGAUGCAAAUUUGGCUCCAGGCUUCUACGGCAGUGGUUUCACAGACCCACCAGAGACCCGAGUGUGUUGAGGAGAAGACAGGAGGUGAUCCGUUUUUUCACCUCUCCUCGCAACUCGGACAUCAUGAACACGCUGCAGAGCUUCCUGCGCAACGUCAAGAACAUUCCGGUUUUGCUACGCAAGAUGUCUCUGUCUCACACCAGAGUGGCUGACUGGCAGAAUCUCUACAAGACAGUGUAUAGCGCAGUGGGGAUCAGAGACACUGUACGCUCUCUCCCUCAAACCAUCCAGCUCUUUCAGGAGAUCAGCGAAGAAUUCACCGACGAUCUGCACUACAUCGCUACGCUCAUUAGCAGAGUGGUGGAUUUUGAAGGAAGUCUGGCCGAGAAUCGCUUCACCGUUAAGCCGAACGUCGACCCUGCCAUCGACGAGAAGAAAAGAAGGAUGAUGGGUUUGUCAGAUUUCCUAACGGAUGUGGCGCGUGCCGAGCUGGAGAGUCUGGACUCUCGUUUUUCUUCCUGCAGCAUCAUCUACAUCCCUCUGAUCGGAUUCCUCCUAUCGGUUCCCAGACUCCCCGGUAUGGUGGAGAAGGAGAGCUUUGAGAUCGAAGGUCUCGAUUUUAUCUUUGUGUCAGAGGACCGGCUUCAUUACCGCAGCGCCAGAACUAAAGAGCUAGACAACAUGCUGGGAGAUUUACACUGUGACAUCAGAGACAUGGAGAUGGCGGUGAUGAUUCAGCUCCAGUCCACGGUCCUGCAACGCAGCAGUUGCCUCUAUAAGAUCAUAUCUCUGUAUGCCGAGCUGGAUUGCCUGAUGUCUCUUGCCCAGGCUUCUCAGGACUACGGCUACUGCGCCCCCACGUACAGCGAGCGCUGCAGACUGAACCUGCGACACGCUCGACAUCCUCUGGUAGAGCUGUGCACACCCGUAUUCGUAUCAAACCCGUGCUUUUGUUCCGACACCGAGGGAAAAGUGAAAGUUAUAACCGGACCGAACUCUUCUGGCAAGAGCAUUUACCUAAAACAGGUGGGUCUGAUUGUGUUCAUGGCUCUGAUCGGAUCUGACGUACCGGCGAAAGAGGCAGAGAUCGGCCUGAUAGACGGCAUCUUCACACGCAUGCAGAGUCGCGAGUCUGUGUCUGUGGGCCUGAGCACUUUCAUGAUAGACUUAAACCAGAUGGCUCAGGCUUUAAACUACAGCACCGGGAUGUCCCUCGUGCUCGUAGACGAGUUUGGGAAAGGAACCAACACGGUGGACGGUCUUUCCCUCCUAGCCGCGUGUCUGAAUCACUGGUUAAAGAGAACUCCAGCUCAGUGUCCGCUCGUUUUUCUAGCUACAAACUUCCACAGCGUCCUACAGCUGGACCUCCUGCCUCACUCUCCACUGCUCUCCCUGCUGACGUUAGAGACUGCUAUAGACAGGGAGGAGUUAAUCUUUCUCUACCAGCUGAAGGAAGGGAUUUGUCAGUCCAGCUACGCCGCUAACAUCGCCACGCUCGCCGGGCUUCCACCUGCCCUGGUUCAGAGAGGACUGGAGGUAUCAGAACUGUAUAGAACAGGAAAGACCAUCCAAAGGGUUGACCAGCUAUCCAGUGAGGAACUGAACACCAGAUGCGAGAACGUGGUGGAGAAGUUCCUCAACCUCGAUCUGGACGAUCCUUCAGCGGACCCGCAGAGCUUUUUGAACGACGAGCUGCUUCCGUACAUCGGAGAGGUUCUGUGACGGAAGCCGGAGGUUCUCGAGCGAGCGAGUAACGUAACCAAGCUGUAAUUUCUACAAGCAGAACCGACACGCGUCUACAACGACCGUCCGAAUUACCGCCGUUUAUGUGAAGAUGCACUCAAUGACCCACAAAGCUGAAUUGCUCUUUAUGGAAGUUUAUAAAGUUUGAACAGUGAAGAGAAUUUGUAGAAAAAGACUGUUGGAAGAAGAAGAUUGAACAUUUCAACAAAAUGUUUUAUUUUAUUCUCCUUUUUAUACACAACAACGGUUCUCGAGUAAAUGUACAUGUUUCGCUUUUAAGGUUAAAAUAAACUUAUAUUAUUUCACGUAA
Molecule: messenger RNA, 3103 nt
Organism: Tachysurus fulvidraco (yellow catfish)
Lineage: Eukaryota; Metazoa; Chordata; Actinopteri; Siluriformes; Bagridae
Gene: msh5
Product: mutS homolog 5
Exons: 25
Coding region: 328-2772 (814 amino acids)
Biological process (GO): mismatch repair; chiasma assembly
Cellular component (GO): nucleus
Molecular function (GO): ATP-dependent DNA damage sensor activity; mismatched DNA binding; ATP binding
Source: RefSeq, a predicted model, not a curated record